Messenger RNA from Spodoptera litura, 7898 nucleotides. Lineage: Eukaryota; Metazoa; Arthropoda; Insecta; Lepidoptera; Noctuidae. The record is from RefSeq and is a predicted model, not a curated record.
UAAAAAUAAGUCAAUCAAAAUUUUUGUAGUUUUUUGGUUAUUCGUAGUUUUUAAUAUAAUUUAAAAUAUCUAAAAAUAUCAAGACAUAGAAAUGUGAAAUUAUUAGUGUUGAUUGUUCAAACUUCGUUAGUAAAUAACAUCGGCGAAGAGAAACGGGCCUAAGUCUCCACAUGUAUCAGAGACCUCGAAUCCGUCUACAUCAGGCCUUAUGACAGACAAACCGAACGAAGACAGAAUGCGAAAAUGUGAUGAUGAAGGGCCAGCCAAAGAAAAUGAAGGUUCUGUGUCGGAUUGGAUAUCGGGAGGGCCUCUGGGGUCUAAGGGCGCCGUUCUGGUAUUCAGAUCGUGCGUCCUCGCAUCUAGAAGUCCUUCCGUAGAAUCUGAGACCAAAACGAUAGGAAACAACACAGGGACUACGAUACUACUCAACAAAGCUAAGAAUAUGGCGCGGAGAUUGGUGGCGGAACCGCACACAUUUUCUAUGAGAUCGAAAAAUAUAAUGCACGAUGUUAUGGAGACUUUUGGGACUAGUAAUUCUAAGUAUAAUGGGAGUGCUUACGUGGUUCGGCACGUAAGUGAAACGAACCUUGCUGAGCCGGUGUGUAUGGACGAGCAGGGUCACGAGGCACAGGACCCAAUGUCACACAAGAGGGACAUCGAGGACGUGCUCAAUGACUUGAGUAAGAUCACGCUGAAGAAACAUCUGAACAUAGAGAACACGACAGCUAACAUCAAGCCUCCUGAAGAACCGCCGCCCCAUGGGGCUUCUAAGGAUGGCAAAGAUGACAAGAAAAGUAAGAAGAACAAGGGUAAGCACAAGCGUAAGACGCCGGUGUCACAGCGAGCGAUCUCUCCUAGCCUUGACAGCGACGACUCGGAACAUCUGCUGGUCAAGGAAGUGGAAAGCGUCAAGGUCCUAGAAAGCAGUCAUAUGCCAGCUCGUCUUCUGAAAAUCACGUACAAACUGGUGAAUACGGAGACAAAACUCCUGCACCGGUUACUCCAAGCCCAUGGUCUUCAGGAAGCAGUGUCUGAAACCAAAGACUUCAACCUCCUUUGGUCCGGUCUCCACCCGAAACCUGAUGUCCUAAGAUCCUUGUCUCCGUACCAGCGAGUGAACCAUUUUCCCAGGUCCUACGAGCUGACCCGUAAAGAUAAACUCUUCAAAAACGUAGAGAAGAUGCAGUAUUUCCGAGGAUUAAAGCAGUUUGACUUCAUCCCCACCACGUUCCUAAUGCCGGCCGAAUAUAAGGAGUUGUGCUCCACCCAUUAUCGGACUAAGGGACCCUGGAUUGUGAAGCCGGCCGCUUCGAGCAGAGGGCGCGGGAUUUAUAUUGUUAAUUCUCCGGAACAGAUACCAAAAGGCGAGAACGUAGUAGUAGCAAAAUACAUAGACAAACCUCUUUUGAUCGGAGGUCACAAGUGCGACCUCCGUCUCUACGUGUGUGUGACCUCUAUAGACCCUCUCCUCAUAUACCUGUACGAGGAGGGCCUAGUGAGGUUCGCCACGGUGAAGUAUGACAAGACCAACAAGAACCUCUGGAACCCGUGCAUGCAUCUCUGCAACUACAGCAUCAAUAAGUACCAUACGGAUUAUAUCAAGUGUGACGACCCCAACGCCGGAAAUAUAGGUCACAAAUGGACCCUAUCGGCCUUACUCCGGCACCUUCGCAAGCAGGGGCGUAACACCACGGCACUAAUGGCGGCCAUAGAGGACCUCGUCGUCAAGUCCAUACUAUCCUCGGCCCAAACAAUCACUGCGGCCGCCAGGGUGUUUGUACCUAACUUCUUUAAUUGUUUUGAGCUGUUCGGCUAUGAUAUUCUAAUCGACGACAUGCUGAAACCGUGGCUGCUGGAAAUCAAUCUAUCUCCCAGCCUGGCGUGUGAGAGUCCGCUGGACGCGCGCGUGAAGUCAGCCCUACUUGCAGACACGCUGACACUGGUGGGAUUGCCCGCCGUGCCCAUGUCUAAGGCUGAUAUAUCCACGCAGAGCAACUCGCUCAAGAUGAGGAUUGGAGCGUGUCGCCGCGUACACUCGGCAGAGAACGUGUUCGUCCGCGGCAAGCGUGCGUCUGCGGAGGCGCACGGCAGCGGCAGCAGUGGCGGCCCCGCGGCCAGCGGUGGCCACGCGGCCAGCGGCGGCCACGCGACCAGCGCCGCCACCAGCUCGGGCUCCGGGGGCUCCGGGGGCUCGCUCACUGGGGAGGAGCUCCGCCUCGUCCGCGCUGUCAGGGCGCAAUACGCGCGCCGCGGGGGCUUCGUAAGAAUCUUCCCUUCACAAAAUUCUUGGCAGAAGUAUUCGCAGUAUUUGGACCCCGUGACGGGCAUCCCGGUGUGCUCGACGUCCCUGAACAACAACAUCCCGUACCAGGUGGUGCAGCACAACUACAACCUGCUGGUCCACUCGCACGUGCUGCCCCACUUCCAGCACGCCACCGUCGCCACCAGCCUCACCGACACGCCGCAGAGACUAAAGCGUUACGAAGCAGUGAGCAUCACUUGCCAGGCGCCGGCCGUCUGGUUGGGGGAGACUACUCCUCAACAUCACGAUACUAGGAGAGCUAAGGAACUUGUCAAACGACAACUCAUGGAUGGGAUGAAGCUCACGAUGGGCGAGGCUCGUCGCGCCUUCGGUUUAUACCUAACGCACGUCUUGAAGCGGGUAUCAUCCCCCAGCAACGAGCUGGGCGUGGCGCACGCGUCGCUAGUACUUCGGUUCCUGCGCAAGGCCUCCGCAUCACUCCGUAUGCCUUAUAAUGUAAAGGGUCCCCCAGCGAAGAUGUGUGACAAGGACCGUUGCGCCGUGAUAGCGAAGCAACUGAACGACUUCCUGUACAUGUACUACAGGGAGACAGACCUCUACACUGACAGCGAGGACAAGGAGGGCUGCGUCUCCAAUAUACACUUCGCGCAGUUCCUCUACUCCGCUAGCGAGGCAGACCUAGAAGACGUGUUACUUCUGCAACUAAAGAUGGAGAACUACCAGACGACGUUCCUGGGCGACACCCGCAACAUGUUCUGCGUGGACCUGCCCCCCGCCCGCCUCUGUACGGAGGCCCCCGCCAGGCACACGCUGCUCAAACAUCUCGCUUGUCUCUCGCCCAAUAAUACUAGGAAGUACAGAUCUGAAUGGAUGACGUGGAUCAACACAGCUGCUAAAUUGGGGCAGUCUGACUCCCAAAGCCGGUCAGAGACAGACACGGAUAGCGAGCAGACGCGGCCUCCCUUCACCAACUCAGACGUGGUCCUCAAGGAGUCACUCAAGGAGGAGAAACCUUUCACUCAAGCCAUCAAGUAUGCACGCUCGUAACUCUUGUAAGAUCCAACACGUAUUUUUGCUUGAUUAUGAAAUGUGUUGAAAAAAUGAACGUGUGAAGAAUAAUCGUAUUUAUUUAUUCGGUGAAUUAGGUACAAAAUAGCAGAAUUUUAAAGGCAGUAUUAUAAAAAAAAUAGAAGAAACAGAGUUAAAAGUAAAUUCUAAAAAAAAAUGUAUAAUUCGAAAAGCCUUCAAAGUCUAAAUGGAACGUUAUUGCUACACUCAAUAUAAUAAUAAUAACAAGGGCAACAAGUAACAACCUGUAUAUAUUUAUAAAUUUCCCGAUCGAUUUCGAUCAUGGUGGCCAGUCUAACUAGACUAGCCCACUACGCAGAAGAUAUUAUAGUGCACAAGUGCGUGCGCAAACAGAAGUGCACUCUCUGUUCCCUCACUGUCUGGACGAGGGGACGCCAGGCCGACACCACGGGAGAGAGGUCAGGCCCAGACCAACGGCUUUACGUGCUUUCCAAGGCACGGGGGCGAAACACCGCCGAACUUCCUAACUCCAGGCUAAUAAUAAUCAAUUUACCCAGAAAAUGCCACACUUUUUGGCGCGGAAAUACAACCUGCGACCCGUUGCUCAGCGGCCGGUCUCCCAACCAACUGCGCCAACCGUUAUAUCACGAAAUUAUAUAGACUUCUUAAAAGUUAUGGUAGACAUCAUCACUUAUGACCGGACUAGACAGUGAUCAAACAUCGAAUUAUUCGUACAAACACUUUUUAACUAACACGCAUGUUUGUAGAAGACUCAAAACACAAAUUUUUUCAACACAUUUCUCAAUACAAAAUGUGUUACCAGCUACUUACGUCAAAUGUUCCCUUAGCCUCAGCUUUCUCUAUACUCACGUAUUUUACCAAGUUACACCUAAGAUAAUACCAUGUCCCAAUUGUUUAUGUACAAAUUAAUACCAAAUCUAGUUAUAUUAAAUACAUACUAAGACGUAGCUAAGUGUACUAUGUUUACGGAGUCAUGCUUCGUCACGAAUGGGCCGGUUCAACUACGGCCUCAAAGAAAACCGACGUGAAACAAUGCUUGCGUUGUGUGAGUGAGGUUACCAGGAGCAUCUCCCCUAUAAGUUUGGCAGCGCCCUUGUAUCUUCUCUGGCGUUACAUGGGCGGUGCCGAUUGCGUAACACCAGGUCAACGAACCCCUCGUUUGUCUCCCAAUCCCUCAAAAACUUAUUACCUAGCUACGUCAAUGUAUACUUGUUAAAUUUACAAUCAGAUCUUAUUGCUAACUGUACUUAAUAAAUUAAUAUCAAAUAUUAGAAUAUCAAUAAAGUAAUGAAAUAUAGACCUUAUAGUAUUAACAAUAAGUUCUGAUUGUAGACUGACUGUAGUUCUCUCAUCGAUAAGUUAAAAUUAAAAUAUCGAUUGUAUGACGAUCUUAUCCUAGGACGGUUAGAUUCUACUCUAGUUACUUAGGCCCAUACCAUUUAGGGGUAUUCAGUCUCGAAGUUUUACUACCUUUUCGGAGUAACCCUGUAGAUAUACAUAAUCGAAAUGCAUAUUUUGUAUGGGUAGCAUACCUUCCCUAUCUAUUGCGAAUCUAACCGAACACAAGUCAAAAACAAAACAGAAUCUCAUACAAACAAAAAAUAGUGAAUCAGUAGUGUGAUACGCGAACCAUUACGACUGCCUUCCAAAUAGUACAAUCAUGCACGAUUUGCCUUCUAAUGUUAGCAAUAAUUAAUUAAAAUAUAAAUUAAUGUGUUUACCCAGUACCUGGCACUAGAUAUAAUAAUCUGAAGGUGCUAUGUUAACGAAAUUCUGUUGUAGAGUAGUAGCGGUUGUAGCAAGGCAACUGGCGUUACCAUGGCAACGUAAUAACAGCUUAAAUAGAGCUCUCUAUACAUAGAUAGAAGGACUGGCAACUUAUGUCUGUAACUCCUCUAGUGUUUGGGGCUCCUUGGGCAGUGCCGAUCACUUACCAUCAUCAUCUGACCGCUGGUUUGUCCCCUGGCCUUUUCCGACUAUUUAUUUUAUUUAUAUGCAGGACUAAGACAAUACUAGUUAGCGUUAAAUAUAAAGUCUAGAAAACCUAGGACUGGCUUUCUAAAUAAAAAUGUGCAUUUAUAAUAAUAUAAGCUCUGCUGUCUAUAAAAAUUAGAUUAUUUCUAAUUCAAUUAAAAUAAUGUACUGUAAUGAGCAGAAUUAUGUGUGCAAACAGUUUAAAGAUUGACCAGUCAAUGAGCAGUUUUCUAGAAAUAUCUUUUAGGAGUGUUUAAAUCAUUCCACUCUGUUUUGAUGCUAUAUAUCUGGUAUUGUCGCUGUGACCUGGCAUUCUGCAAGCACCAAUGUGACUUGUUCCGAGUUAUAUGUACUUCCUAAAGGUUAUUAGACACCACUGAUAUACAGGGAAGGAAAACAUGGACUUUAUAAUUUCAAGUUAAGAGUUUGAAAUCGGAAAUCUACAUAGAGCAAGCAUGUGACUAAUGCGCAUUCCUUCUCCGUGUGAGAAGAGGCUUUUUAACUGAGCAAUCAAGCGGUCACCCGUGACCACUGUCCACUAAUUCCACCAUAGACCUUAUUUCCGAUGUUUAGAGACUACUUUUGUAUGAACAUAUUUUGGGGAUUUAUAUCAGGUGUACGAUGUUAUAAAACGGGUGAUGUAAAGAACAGUUGUCAAAGGUAAUAGCUAGUUGCAUUGUUACAAUCUACCAGUCAAGUUUGUUAGACUGACGUAGCGAUAUGUGAACGUACUUACAAAUUACAAUACGUCUCUCUAAUGUUGUGAUUGCCAAUCCUAUUGUUACAAUUUAGCUUGCUUUGUGAUAUGGUCGAAAUAGAUAGACUAGAUCUAAAAAUGUAAAGGUCUCAGCGAUUUUCGCAUACCUGUUAAAUAGUGACAAAGUUCAUUGAAGGUGGGAAUGAUCGUGGUUUGGAAUAGGCCCCUAGGAGAAAUGAUAUCUCGGAAAAUUGAUGAUUCCACCUGGAAUAACUAUCGUGAGACAUGCUAAAUAAAUAAAAAAUCGCGGAUAACUCAUGUGAAAAUACUGAGAAAAGCUCUACUAGUUUCCUUAUGAGCUGGGUACGCGGUCGCGGCGAUGUAGCGUAGAAAUGAGGUAGAACCCAUCUGUGGUUCGAAACUAGCAGAGCCUUUCUCGGUAUUUGCACGUGAGUAACCCGAGAUUUUUAGUUAAUUCAUCUGAAAGUCUAGACCUCCCUAAAAUUAGGCUUGAGCAGUGCCCUUGGUCUAUUUAUUUCGACUGUACUAGUUUUGAAUUAAAUAAGAUGUCAUGUAAGCAUAAGGAAUGAUAUUAAAAAAGUAUGGUUACGUAAACUAUCGGUAUUUGUAAAGAAAUGGCUACGUCUUUUGAAGAUAUCAUUAAAUGUCUUCAAAGCAUUUAAGACGAGAUUUCGUCUUAUGUAUCAGUUAAUUUAUUGCCUAAUAUUUUUAGAAUGUAAACAUAAACAGGCGAGUUUUUAUGAUGGUAUUGUAACUCAAUGAAUGUGCUUAUUGUAUGUGUAAAGGAAGAUACGAAAAAGGGAGUGAAAAAAAUAGUAAAUAACAUAAUUUUGAGCAUGUCUAGAUUGCCUAAGAUGAAAUGUAAUAAUUAUCUUUUUUAUAUAUUCCAUUAUUCCGCGAGUGUAUGUAUGCCGCGCCUUAUGUAGUAUUGUACUUACUUGUUGUGAUUUGACAACCUAUGCUAGUCGACAUGGUCACACAUCGCGCAAACGCCAAAGUCUUGAAUUACCUACUUACUUAUUUAUUAUUUAGAUGCAUUUAAAUCUUUCUUAUACACUUUUUAAGUUCAUAAAGUGAUAAUUCUAAAUAGUUGUAGCAAUUUUAAAACUUCACAUAAAUAUUGUACAAAAAAUAAGUAAAUUAUUGCAAUAACUAAAUGAAAUUGAAAACGACUUAGGUACCGUCCACAGCGCGUGAUUGCAUUUUGUUUAAGAAUCUCAUGAAAUUUUAAUUUGUAUUGAUAUUUUUUAAAAGUAUUACUAGUUUUAAGUGAGCAGUGUUUAGUUUAGUUUUAUUUGUGAUACUCCAAAACUGCCCAGAUCUAAAUUGUUUAUCUCAAAAUCUACAAUGAUGGUGGAGACUUGGCAACUAUAUGAAAUGUUUGUAGCAGUAUGGGCAGGAUGAAUGAUGAGCAGUGCAUGUAGUUGUAAUUUUAACUCCAAUAUAAAUAACUGACAGAGUGGUCUCGCGUGGAAGCAGGCGCCGAUGUUAGAAAUGUAGCUGCAAUUACUGUCAUUCCCAGCCACUAAACAACGGAUCUCUUGUAUAUUUUUAAAAAUUUAUUAUACCUUAUGUAAUAUAUUCGAAAAUUAAUAUAUAAUUUAUGCAGCCGAGCUGUUUUAGAUAUCAUUUUUAAUUUAAAUAUUCUGAACUUUUGUUUUAGCAAAUAUCAAUGGAUUUUUACUGUUAUUUAUUCAAAGCUUAUUUUGUACUAGUAGUGCCAUAUACCAGGACGUUGGUCACAGCGUAUCAUGUACGAUGCUGUCACUGGCGAGCGAGGCUUAGCUUGAGUACAAAGUGUGAAAUAGUGAGAUACAUCGGCAAAGUUUUAAUCUCAUAUAUUAUUAUAUAUUACGUGAAAAUAUAUUUUGAAUAUGCUAAAUAAAAGUUAAA